AUGUCCUUCCCCAUUCCUCCCCUUUCCGGAUACGAGCGAGCUAUGCUCUAUCAUCUAAACGAGCCACUUGACCCAUCUCGUGGCCAUGCUAUCAUUCUCAAUGGCGAUAUCUUCUUCUCUCCCAAUUCUCAACGUACCAUCAGAGCCCCACCCACGCCAGAAGAUCCUCUCCGCAGAAAGCCGUACAAAAACUCACUCCGCCCUGUAUACAACUACAUUCCCGAGCUCUUUAAUUACCCUGGCACGGAUAGGCCAAAAGGGGUCAGUAUGAGCCCUGAGCAAGUCCUCGCAUGGGCGCGGUUCGAGAAAAACAUCAAGACAAUGUUUCAGUCGUUGUCCGGUGCUACCAGCAUACUGCGAGUCGAGCCAAUUAUCGACACAGCCUGUGGCUGUGCAGGAACAUACCACAAUGCUCAUGAUUUCUAUUGUGCCGAAAAGAGGUUGAGGGAAUGGUUUUCUCUUUGGGUCGCCAUGCUGUCAUAUGCGAUUGCUGUUCUCCAAGCACCUCCCAAUCUAACAUGCAAAUCAGUGGCCCUUCCCACCUGGUAUCAAUGCCUUCACAAGGAUAGCUGGGACGACAUCACGCUCUCCUGUCUUCAGCAAAAUGCUGCCCAAUUCACCAACCCAGAAGAGCGGGUCAGGUGUUUCGUGGAUAUCGGCCUAAAUCCAGCACACCGAACAUCGGUGGACUGGUUAUGUCAUUUCAACAUACCAGUUUGGUACCCAUGGGGCGUCCAGCAGUCCUCAUCGCAAGAUAACUUCAUGAAGCACCUUGCGCCACUUCCAGAACAGCUGCAACUUGUGAUGACUUUCUUCAACAAGCAACCCAAUGCCUCAACAGGUCCAAAGCCUUGGGAAGCCCACUUUGCGUCCAUCGAGAAGCAGAUCGCACUGUCUAGGAACACUGCUGAGUUGAGACAAUGUGGUCCAGACAAAAACACAAAAGUUUAUCUCUGGGAGAAAACCCACCAGGGUACCUACAGUCGUGUCUUCAUGUACAAAUCCAAAUGGAAGGACACCUUGGAGAGGUUUGGGCGAAAUCAAAAGCAUUACAAUCCCUUACUCAACGAGUGGGAUUGCAGGGAAGACCUUGGAGAACUAGACCCAGAGGAGCGGCAGGCGAACUAUUAUUAUGGUGGAAGUGAUGACAAGGACGGUGUUGACCUCGAUCUGCCUUCAAUUCCUGCCAAUGCUGACACAUUGAACCGCCGUGUUAGGUCCGUCUCUCCGCCCUCCCCAGCUCCUCGUCCUUCGUCUCCUCAUCAGGCAUCACCCAUUGCCUCAGCACGCCCUUGCUCUUCCCACUUACUUCCUCAAAUCACAAGCAAUCCUGCAGAAGGCACAAGAACCUCGGAUGCGCCCGCCUCUGAUCCACCCCCGACACCAGUCGUGCAACCUCUGCAAAGCUCUACCACUAGAUUGUCGAACUCAGUGGGCCGUCUUUCAGAUUGCGACAUUGUGCCAGAGAGGUAUUCUCCUCUCGAAAUGCUGUACUUGUUCUGGGGGUUCACUUCUCCCCCUUCUGCAAGUUCGACUUCUUACCUCCAAAUGCACUUUGACAACUUUCGUGUCUCUAAUCUCAUCAAGGGUAUUGGUGUCUUGUCUUUGACGGACAACUUUCUCCAAUCGCGGACAGGUAUGGCAGCUUUGGACUUCUUUCGCUGCCUAACAGAAACUCAAUCGACACCGCUGAGAAAUGAGCUUUUUGACCUAUCCAUUUCGAACCUCCACAAGCUCCCAACGUCAGGCCGUCUCCGAUUUGUGCGUAAGUUCCUGGGGGACUUGUUCGUCUUUGCCUUCGGAAAUGCUGCAACAGUACCUUGGAGGCUUGCUGUAAUGAGUGCGAGAGAUGCCCUUUUUGUCUGUCGGUUGGAAUUGUCAAUGAAGGAUUUUGAGAUCUGCCUCGAACUGCUCCAGUGUGGGAUGCAAUUCUGCACCCUGCUACCACUCCCAGAGUUUAUGCCUGUGCCCUCGCCUGAGGCCCCUCUUGCUCUCCGUCCGCCAAAACAUGUAUUUUCAACUCAUGACUAUGAGGCCUAUAUCCAAGACCGGACUUCCCUGCUUCGCAACCCUAGGGUUGGUCGCGCAGCGUUGAGGCGAGGCAGUAUCCUUUGGCGAUUGGCUAUAACAGUGGUUAGUUUCCAAGAUGUUCUCAAUGGUCCUACGAUGGCUGUCACACUAGACCACCAAUGCGAGAUGUACAAACCAGGUGAUAAGAAGCUUUGGUGUGAUGACGUUUUGGGAGACACCGAGAUUGAGAUGCUCUGUGGCAUCUAUUGCGUCCCUACUGGAUACGGUACUCAGAUGUCAACCGUGUCAUGGUGGCCUACCAAUGCUAGCUGGUGGGUGAAUGUUGGCAACACCUGCUGGAACAACGCCUACGAAAAGAUAUUUGAAGACCGGCUAGCAGCCAUAAAGGCGGGAGAAGCUCAACCACUUCCACCAUCGGCUUGGCGCUUGAUACUUCAACCAUACAGCCACAUUCGCAGAGCUCACACCACUGCUGAAUUGCUUGCUUCUCAGUUCAUGCGGCAGCAAUUGCGAGGGUGA
Cyclocybe aegerita is the source of this 2550-nucleotide messenger RNA. NCBI's taxonomy places the organism in Eukaryota, Fungi, Basidiomycota, Agaricomycetes, Agaricales, Hemipholiotaceae. The record is from the annotation of a GenBank genome assembly.